AUGUCUGCGACCAGAGGCAAUGGAGAGCACUGGAAGUCUUUGGAGUCAGUGGGGAUCAGCCCGAAGGAGCUGGCUCUGGCUGAAGCCCUGCAGAUGGAGUAUGACGCUCUGUCCCGCCUGAGGCAGGACAAGGAGGAGAGUCAGGCCAAGCAAAACCAUGACCGCUCCCUCAUUUCCUGGGAUGACCCGGCUCUGGAUUACAACAAACCUGCUGUCAGGAACGACUGCCACAGCAUCAAAUUAAUGCGAGGUCUCUCUGGCUCGGACCCCACCCUCAACUACAACUCCCUCUCGGUUCAAGGGAGCUCGAGAGCUCCUGGCACCAACAACUCUACCUCAUCUGUCCCGCCACCUGAGCUGGAGAACCAGCCUUGGCUGAAGGGCCCUCUCGCCAGUGACUACCUGUACAUCUUUGAUGGCUCGGGGGAAGACUUCCUCAGCGAGCCACUCAACGGGACCUCGGGCCAAGAUGGCUCCCCCAAGAAGCUCUCUCCUCCCCCGCUACCCCCUCGCCUCUCCAUCUGGAACUCCUCUGAGGUGAAUCACUCUUCCCUCAAAAGCUCCUCACUGUCCUACAAAGGGCCCCAGCCCAGAGACAUCAACAUGUUCUCCUCUGCCCACGAGCUGUCCGAUGGAAAGCUGCUGGCCCGCAGGAUUUCGGAGGAAGACCCCUACGGCGCCAUGGACUAUGACGGCAUCAAUGACGCCAUCACCCGCCUCAACCUGAAGUCCACCUAUGACACGGAUCUGCUGAGAGAGGCUACCUGGGGCUGGAAGGAAGGCAGGAACAUCUUUGAGAAGGAGACCACUGGAAAGCCAGUGGCUCGGAGCAAGACCAUGCCACCCCAAGUCCCUCCCAGGACCUACGUCUCUAAGUUUGGCAACCGGAAGAACGUGGCGCCCAACAAGAACCGCAGGAUCUCAGUGGAUCCGGUUGCCUCCCGACCGCACUCCUUAGCUAAUGGCUAUGAGCUGUUUGAGGUCUCCGAGGAGAGGGACGAAGAGGUGGCUGCUUUCUGCCACAUGCUAGAUGUCUUGAGAUCCGGCUACAGCACCAAGGACUAUUCCCUCACCGGCUUUGUCUGGAGCACGGUCAACCUCAGCCCUGAGCACCUGGGCCACGGCAUCAGCCUGAAGGUGACCGUGGUGUGCGACAGCGUGCAGGAACCGCUCACUUUCACCUGUGACUGCUCCUCCACGGUGGACCUGCUCAUCUACCAGACGCUGUGCUACACGUACGACGAGCUGCUCGGCAUUGACGUGGACGACUUCGUGCUCAAGCUCUGCGGCCUGGAAGAGUUCUUGCAAAACAAACACGCCCUGGGCAGCCACGAAUACAUCCAGCACUGCAGGAAGUUUGACAUUGACAUCCGGCUGCAGCUGAUGAAGAGGAAGGCAGUGCGCAGCGACCUUGCCAGGACGGUGAACGAUGACCAGAGCCCUUCCACGCUCAACCAUUACAUUCACCUGCAGGAGAGGCCAAUCAAGCAGACCAUCAGCAGGCAAGCCCUGAGUCUCCUCUUCGACACCUUCCACAAUGAGGUUGACACCUUCCUAGCAGCCGAGGGAGACUUCCAGCUGAAAGCUGACCGGGUGAUCCAGUCCGUCAUGGCCAUUUGCAAUGCCCUGGCUGCUGUGGAGUCCCAGGAAAUCACUGGAGCCCUGAACCAGCUGCCAGCCUGCCCUUCUCACAUGCAGCCCAAAAUCCAGAAGGAUCCAAAUGUUCUGGCCGUGAGGGAAAAUCGGGAGAAGGUCGUGGAGACCUUGACAGCCGCCAUCUUGGAUCUGGUGGAGCUUUACUGCAACACCUUCAACGCAGACUUCCAGACGGCGGUGCAUGGAAACCGGAAGCACCAUCUGAGCCAGGAGGCCUGUCUCCUCACCUGUCCCCUCUCCUUCACUGUCUACGCCACGCACCGCAUCCCUAUCACCUGGGCAGCAAGUUACGAAGACUUUUACCUCUCCUGCUCCCUCACCCAUGGCGGCAAGGAACUCUGCAGCCCCCUGCAGACCAGAAAGGCUCAUGUGUACAAGUACCUCUUCCACCUCAUCAUCUGGGACCAGCAGAUCUGCUUCCCGAUCCAAGUGAACCGGCUACCGCGGGAGACGCUGCUGAGUGCCACGCUCUACGCUGUGCCCAUCCCGCCUCCGGGGAGCUCCUCUGAGACCAACAAGCAGCGGCGGGUCCCCGAGGCUCUGGGCUGGGUCACCACCCCGCUCUUCAACUUCAGGCAGGUCCUGACCUGUGGGCGGAAGCUCCUGGGCUUGUGGCCAGCAACUCAGGACAACUCCAGUGCCAGGUCGAGUGCCCCCAACUUCAACCAGCCCGACAGUGUUAUCCUGCAGAUUGAUUUCCCAGCCUCUGCCUUCAACGUGACGUUCACGAGCCCCCCGGCUGCCGAGUUCAGCCCCAAGUACGAGUUCCGCAGCUUGGGCGAGGAGGACCAGCGCAAGCUGAAGGAGGUGAUGCAGAAGGAAUCGCUGUACUGGCUGACGGACGCGGACCGGAAGAGACUGUGGGAGAAGCGCUAUUACUGCCAUGAGCAGCCUGGAUCGCUGCCUCUGCUGCUCACCAGUGCCCCCAGCUGGGAGUGGGCCUGCCUGCCUGAUAUCUACGCCCUGCUGAAGCAAUGGACUUACAUGAACCACCAGGAUGCCCUCGGGCUCUUGCAUGCAACGUUCCCGGAUCAGGAGGUGAGGAGGACAGCCGUACACUGGAUCGACUCCAUGUCGGAUGCAGAGCUGCUGGAUUACCUGCCGCAGCUGGUGCAGGCCCUGAAGUAUGAGUGCUACCUGGACAGCCCCCUGGUGCGGUUCCUUAUGAAGCGUGCCAUCUGUGACCUGAGAAUCACCCACUACUUCUUCUGGCUGCUGAAGGACGGACUCAAGGACUCCCAAUUCAGCAUCCGCUACCAGUACCUGCUGGCGGCCCUGCUUUGCUGCUGUGGCAAAGGCCUGCGAGAGGAGUUCGACCGGCAGUGCUGCCUGGUCAACACCCUGGCCAAGCUGGCCCAGCAGGUUCGGGAGGCCGCUCCGUCCUCACGACAGGCCAUUCUCCGAGACGGGCUGGUCAAUGUGAAACAGUUCUUCAGCGCCAACGGCUCCUGCCGCCUGCCGCUUAGCCCCAGCCUGCUGGUGAAGGGGAUCGUGCCCAGGGACUGCUCCUAUUUCAACUCCAACGCCGUGCCCCUGAAGCUCUCCUUCCAGAACGUGGAUGCCCUCGGGGAGAACAUCCGCGUUAUCUUUAAGUGUGGAGACGACCUCCGGCAGGACAUGCUGACGCUGCAGAUGAUCCGGAUUAUGAAUAAGAUCUGGGUGCAGGAGGGGCUGGACAUGCGCAUGGUGAUCUUUCGCUGCUUCUCCACUGGCCGGGGCCGGGGCAUGGUGGAGAUGAUCCCCAACGCAGAGACUCUGCGCAAGAUCCAGGUGGAGCAUGGGGUGACGGGCUCCUUCAAGGAUCGUCCCCUGGCAGACUGGCUGCAGAAGCACAACCCCACGGAGGAUGAGUACGAGAAGGCGGUGGAGAACUUCAUCUACUCAUGCGCCGGCUGCUGCGUGGCCACCUACGUGCUGGGGAUCUGUGACCGGCACAACGACAACAUCAUGCUCAAAACCACCGGCCACAUGUUCCACAUCGACUUCGGCAGGUUCCUGGGCCAUGCCCAGAUGUUUGGCAACAUCAAAAGGGACCGGGCCCCGUUCGUCUUCACCUCGGACAUGGCCUAUGUCAUUAAUGGUGGUGACAAGCCCUCCAGCCGCUUCCAUGACUUUGUGGAUCUCUGCUGCCAGGCGUACAACCUGAUCCGCAAGCACACCCACCUCUUCCUCAACCUGCUGGGCCUGAUGCUGUCCUGUGGUAUCCCGGAGCUCUCCAACCUCGAGGACCUCAAGUACGUCUACGACGCCCUGCGGCCGCAGGACUCCGAAGCCGACGCCACCACCUAUUUCACCAGGUUGAUCGAGUCCAGCCUGGGCAGCGUGGCCACCAAGCUCAACUUCUUCAUCCACAACCUGGCGCAGAUGAAGUUCACAGGCUCGGACACCCGCCCUGUACUUUCCUUCGCCCCCCGCGUGCACACGCUCAAGACAUCCGGCCGGAUCCGCGACGUCUUCCUUUGCCGCCACGAGAAAGUCUUCAACCCCAGCAAAGGCUAUACGUACAUCGUGAAGGUGCAGCGGGAGAGCCCCUGCGAGGUCACCUAUGUCCAGCGUACCUUUGAGGAGUUCCAGGAGCUGCACAACAAGCUACGCCUCAUCUUCCCCUCCUCCCACCUGCCCAGUUUCCCCAGUAGGUUUGUGAUCAGCCGGUCACGCGGCGAGGCAAUGGCUGACAGGAGGAAAGAAGAGCUAAAUGGCUACAUCUGGCAUCUGAUCCACUCAGCCCCGGAGGUGGCUGAGUGUGAUCUUGUGUAUACGUUCUUCCACCCCCUCCCGCGGGAUGAGAAGGCUGCAGGCACCAAUCCAGCUCCAAAGCCCGCAGAUGCCACGUGGUCUCGGCCCAUCGGGAAGGUGGGAGGGGAGGUGAAGCUGUCCAUCUCUUACAAGAACAACAAGCUCUUCAUCAUGGUGAUGCACAUCCGAGGCCUGCAGCCUCUCCAGGACGGGAAUGACCCCGACCCUUAUGUCAAGAUCUAUCUCUUGCCUGACCCCCAGAAAACCACCAAGAGAAAAACCAAAGUGGCUCGGAAAACCUGCAACCCCACUUACAAUGAAAUGCUCGUCUACGACGGGAUUCCCAAAGGAGACCUUCAGCAGCGGGAACUGCGCCUGAGCGUCCUGAGCGAGGAGAGCUUCUGGGAGAACAUCCUUCUCGGGGAGGUCUGCAUUAAGCUACGGGACCUGGACCUGACCCAAGAGAAGAUGGGCUGGUUUGAGCUGGGCUCCAGGAGCCAAGGGACCAUGUGA
Messenger RNA from Emys orbicularis (European pond turtle), 4905 nucleotides. It is a transcript of the gene PIK3C2B, whose product is annotated as phosphatidylinositol-4-phosphate 3-kinase catalytic subunit type 2 beta. The record is from RefSeq and is a predicted model, not a curated record. Gene Ontology annotation, biological process: phosphatidylinositol-3-phosphate biosynthetic process; phosphatidylinositol 3-kinase/protein kinase B signal transduction; cell migration. The transcript has 32 exons. Gene Ontology annotation, cellular component: cytoplasm; phosphatidylinositol 3-kinase complex; plasma membrane. NCBI's taxonomy places the organism in Eukaryota, Metazoa, Chordata, Testudines, Emydidae. Bases 1 to 4905 code for a protein of 1634 amino acids. Gene Ontology annotation, molecular function: phosphatidylinositol binding; 1-phosphatidylinositol-4-phosphate 3-kinase activity; 1-phosphatidylinositol-3-kinase activity.